Lolium perenne is the source of this 849-nucleotide messenger RNA. RefSeq lists its product as uncharacterized. The record is from RefSeq and is a predicted model, not a curated record. Lineage: Eukaryota; Viridiplantae; Streptophyta; Magnoliopsida; Poales; Poaceae.
AUGGCAACCACCAACACGAAGACGAUGAGCAUGAAGCUCCUGGUAGACACCAAGGCGCAGCGCGUGCUGCUCGCGGAGGCGAGCAAGGACGUGGUCGACUUCCUCUUCUCCCUGCUCGCCCUGCCCCUGGGCGCCGCCGUGAAGCUGCUCCGGAAGGAUCCUUCCAUGUUCGGCAGCGUCGGCGACAUCUACGCCAGCUUCGAGACGCUGGACGCCGCCUACGUCGCGCCCGGUGCGUCCAAGGACGCUCUCCUCGCACCCUCGCCUGCCGUCGGCGCUGGCGCCAGCUCCAUCCUGGGCUUGCCGGAGCCGGCGGUGUUCUUCUUCGAGUGCCAGCACGAAUGCCGCGGAAAGGACGGCAACUACCUGACGGACAUGCCCGGCGUCAAGUGCCCGGGCUGCGGCAAAGAGAUGCAAGCGAAAUCCCGGUUCGUGACGACGCCCGCGCAGCAGAGGAAGUUCUUCAAGCCCAGGCCGUGGUUGUGCGACGACCGCAUGGUGACGGACGUGAGCGGCGUUCCGUGCCCGUGCAGGUAUGCGUGCGGCCAAAAGAUGGAGGAUCAGUGCCAGUACGUUCCUCACCCCCAGCCCCAGGCGGUGGUGCCGGGCGUAGGGUUCGUGCAGGGCAUCGUGAGGUACACGGUGACGGAUAGCCUCGCCGUCGCGCCCAUGUCGUCCAGCGUCGCGCUUCUCAGCACCUUCGCCGCCCUGGACCUGAGCGCGAUCCAGGAGAAGACCGUGCAGCUCGGCCACGCCGAGGGUUUGGAAAUUCUGAGGGCAUCGCUGCAGUCCAGGACUGUCCUGACUGAUGUUUUCCUUGGCAAGGAGGAGCCCCGCGACACUGCCUGA